Molecule: messenger RNA, 1315 nt
Organism: Drosophila eugracilis
Lineage: Eukaryota; Metazoa; Arthropoda; Insecta; Diptera; Drosophilidae
Product: beta-ureidopropionase
Exons: 4
Coding region: 77-1237 (386 amino acids)
Molecular function (GO): beta-ureidopropionase activity
Source: RefSeq, a predicted model, not a curated record
UGCAGAAGGUUGUUCUAUUAAUUAAUUCUGAACUACAUAAUUGACGAGAUUUCUUGCUGCUUAAAUAUUGAGGAAAAUGUCGGCAUUUGAACUGAAAAACUUGAAUGAAUGCUUGGAAAAGCAUCUACCUGCUGAUGAACUUAAAGAGGUCAAGCGAAUUCUGUACGGUGUGGAAGAAGAUCAAUCACUGGAGCUGCCGGCCAGUGCAACAGAUAUCGCUCAGGAGAAUGAAUUUGAAAUCAAAGGCUAUCGCUUCACGGCUCGGGAAGAGCAGACUCGCAAGCGGCGGAUAGUUAGAGUUGGUGCCAUCCAGAACUCAAUCGUACUCCCGACUACAAAUCCCAUUGAAAAGCAAAGGGAAGCCAUUUGGAACAAGGUUAAGGCCAUGAUCAAGGCUGCCGCUGAAGCUGGAUGCAACAUUAUUUGCACACAAGAAGCGUGGACCAUGCCAUUUGCCUUCUGCACGCGAGAGAAGUUCCCCUGGUGCGAGUUCGCCGAGGAAGCCGAGAACGGUCCUACCACCAAGAUGCUAGCUGAGCUGGCCAAGGCCUACAACAUGGUUAUUAUUCACUCGAUCCUGGAGCGCGACAUUGAGCACGGCGAGACCAUUUGGAACACGGCUGUGGUCAUCUCGAACACUGGUCGUUACUUGGGCAAGCAUCGCAAGAACCACAUUCCCCGGGUGGGAGACUUCAAUGAAUCUACGUACUACAUGGAGGGCAACACCGGACAUCCGGUCUUUGAGACGGAAUUCGGCAAGCUGGCCAUAAACAUCUGCUAUGGUCGCCAUCAUCCUCAGAACUGGAUGAUGUUCGGUCUUAAUGGAGCGGAGAUUGUCUUCAAUCCCUCAGCUACGAUCGGCCGUCUAUCGGAGCCCCUGUGGAGCAUUGAAGCUAGGAAUGCUGCCAUCGCCAAUAGCUACUUUACAGUCCCAAUAAACCGCGUUGGAACGGAGCAGUUCCCCAACGAGUACACAUCUGGGGAUGGUAACAAGGCCCACAAAGAGUUUGGACCGUUCUAUGGAUCUUCUUACGUCGCUGCUCCAGAUGGUUCGAGAACCCCGAGCUUGUCCCGGGACAAGGAUGGCCUCUUGGUUGUUGAGCUCGAUCUGAACUUGUGCCGCCAAGUAAAGGACUUCUGGGGUUUCCGGAUGACCCAAAGGAUUCCUCUUUAUGCUGAGUCUUUCAAGAAAGCUUCGGAGCAGGACUUCAAGCCGCAGAUCAUCAAGGAGACAUAAUCAGGAAAGGACUAAAGAAUUUUGUUGAAAAAAUUGCAUUUAAACUUGAACUAUUAAUAAAGAUAAGAUCUUUGUUGA